Molecule: messenger RNA, 3205 nt
Organism: Rana temporaria (common frog)
Lineage: Eukaryota; Metazoa; Chordata; Amphibia; Anura; Ranidae
Gene: PICALM
Product: phosphatidylinositol binding clathrin assembly protein
Exons: 22
Coding region: 215-2272 (685 amino acids)
Biological process (GO): clathrin-dependent endocytosis; clathrin coat assembly; synaptic vesicle budding from presynaptic endocytic zone membrane
Cellular component (GO): clathrin-coated pit; synaptic vesicle; clathrin-coated vesicle
Molecular function (GO): phosphatidylinositol-4,5-bisphosphate binding; clathrin heavy chain binding; SNARE binding
Source: RefSeq, a predicted model, not a curated record
GUGAGUCCGCCGGGCAGUGAGGUGGAGCUGAGCCGCCAUUUUCCUUUCCUAUCCCCGUCCUGUGUCACCUGUACGGCGGUUGCCAGGGCCGGGAAUAGCGGCGGGUUGGGAUCCGUUCUUCCUCCUCCAUGCUCGGGUGUGCGGCUGGUCUGAUCACACCUGAUCCCCUCCAGGCCUGAUCCUCUCUCUCUGUGUGUCCCUUCCCGGAGCCGCCAUGUCCGGACAGAGCAUCACCGACCGCAUCACGGCGGCUCAGCACAGUGUCACCGGGUCCGCCGUCUCCAAAACCGUCUGCAAGGCCACCACCCACGAGGUCAUGGGCCCCAAGAAGAAGCACCUGGACUAUUUGAUCCAGUGCACAAAUGAGAUGAAUGUAAACAUCCCACAACUGGCAGACACCUUAUUUGAACGAACGACCAACAGCAGCUGGGUGGUGGUCUUCAAGUCUUUGAUUACAACUCACCACCUCAUGGUGUAUGGCAAUGAGCGCUUUAUACAGUAUCUGGCAUCCCGGAACACUUUAUUCAAUCUGAGCAAUUUUUUGGACAAGAGUGGACUUCAAGGUUAUGACAUGUCCACCUUUAUAAGACGCUAUAGCCGGUACCUGAACGAGAAGGCAGUUUCUUACAGACAAGUUGCUUUCGACUUCACCAAAGUAAAGCGUGGGGCUGAUGGCGUCAUGAGGACAAUGAACACAGAAAAGUUGCUAAAGACAAUGCCCAUUAUACAGAACCAAAUGGAUGCCCUGCUUGAUUUCAAUGUAAAUGCCAACGAACUGACAAAUGGAGUCAUUAAUGCUGCUUUCAUGCUGCUCUUCAAGGAUGCCAUCAGAUUGUUCGCUGCAUACAAUGAAGGGAUAAUUAAUCUGUUAGAAAAAUAUUUUGACAUGAAGAAGAACCAGUGUAAAGACGGGUUGGAUAUUUACAAGAAGUUCCUCACCAGAAUGACACGGAUUUCUGAGUUUUUAAAAGUUGCAGAGCAAGUGGGAAUUGACAGAGGAGACAUUCCCGAUCUAUCUCAGGCUCCAAGCAGUCUGCUCGAUGCCCUGGAACAACAUUUAGCCUCUCUGGAAGGGAAGAAAAUUAAAGACUCAACAGCGGCGAGCAGGGCUACCACACUUUCCAAUGCAGUCUCCUCACUUGCAAGUACAGGCCUCUCCCUCACCAGAGUGGAUGAAAGGGAAAAGCAAGCAGCACUGGAGGAAGAACAGGCUCGAUUAAAAGCUUUAAAGGAACAGCGUCUCAAGGAGCUCGCCAAAAAGCCUCAAAACGCCUCUACGACUGCCUCCUCCCCCGUGUCAUCCUCAGCAGGCAGUAUAAACACAACUGCUGCCAUUGACCUGUUUUCAACACCGGGUUCAUUAAACAGCACUUCCAAGCUGCCAAAUGACUUGCUUGACAUGCAGCCAAGUUUCCAGCCAGCUGUGCAUCCGCUGAGCGCCGUGCCACAAGUAGCGAGUACAUGGGGAGAUCCAUUCUCUUCUGAAGCUGGUGAUGAGACCAUCUCAAACCUUAAUCCUUUCCUCAGUAAACCUAGUGAUGGUGCCCACCUACCUGGUAUAAGCACUGACACUGCCAGCUUCACAGCUAAGACUCCCAACCAUGACAUAUUUAUUGAUUCUUUCUGCGGGCCUCAAGUCUAUCCCAACGCUUCCCACUUCCACACUGAAUCCUCGGUAGCUGGCCUAUAUGGAGGGUUCACCCCAUCACUAGCUGUCCAACCACAGACCUCUGGUGGCCUUAAUGUUGACUUUGAUUCUGUUUUCGGCAACAAGUCUCCCUCUAACAUUAAUGUAGACUCCACGGGUUUUGACGACAUGGGUGGACUCCUCAAGCCAACAGUAUCUUCCCAAAACGCAAAUGCUCCCUGCUCCAAAAACGCACCAGGCAAGCUGGUGUCUGACGACUUGGACUCCUCACUGGCCAACUUAGUGGGCAAUCUGGGCAUCGGGAACGGAACAACAAAAAAUGAUGUUCAUUGGAUUCAGCCAGGAGAAAAGAAACUAACAGGAGGGACUAAUUGGCAGCCAAAACUGGCCCCCACCACCACCUGGAACCCAGCCACCUUGAAUGGCAUGCAUUUUCAACCCUACGCACCGCCAAUCAUGGCCUAUCCAGCCACAACGCCUACAGGAAUAUCUGCAUUUGGAAUGCCUCCUCAGAUGGGAUCUGUACCAGUAAUACAACAACAAGCAUUAAUAUACAACCAACCUGUAAUGAGACCACCUAAUCCUUUUGGCCCUGUAUCAGGAGCACAGAUGCAGUUCAUGUAAUCGGCUGGAUGGGAGCUCCCUUUUAGAAGAGGCUACAUAACAAAUCCCUACUUCCAGUCAAAAUUCAAAGCUGCUGAUGAGCUCUACACUUCCACACAAAACGGUACCAAGACGAGCUGUUGGGGCCGCCAGCAAUACGGAAGCUCUCCCUAAGAAGCCAAGGGUGGGGGUGGGGGGGUGAUGACACAGCAGUCCCCCCCUCCUCAUCCAGUAGCGUGCUGCGGACAGUAGAUUGCAGAGAGAGGCCUGUAUUUGGCUCUGCUGUGUGAAGUGAGGGGGUACGCACAUUUAUUUCCAGUGGGCAGUACAGGGGGGGGGGGGAGACCACCAAACACUUCUCAUCAACCACGCCAUCACGUCCUCUCCUCCAGAUUUUACUCACCUAGGCCGUAAUUGAGGGUAACACUUUCUUCCCCAUCUCCCACCUCCACACUUUGAAAUAUAUAAAUAUAUAUAUAUAUUCAGUUUGCAGUAGACAUUCCUUAUGUAUUAUUUGUAUUUAUUUAUGAUUAUCAGUUUAACAAUUAAUGUAUCAAACACCUUUUAUGAAACAUGUAUGGAUGUAUACAGUUUUUAUUUUUUUUUUCUUUCAUUUAUUUUUUUUAAUUCUGAAAAUGAUUCCAUACCAAGCACUAAAUAUUUUAAGUCUGUAUACUGCUAACAGGGAGGGGUCGGGUUUAUUUCCAUAGUCCCACAUCUUACGGAGAGUUUUUUUUUUUUUAAGAUGGAUAUUUAAGAGAUGAAUUGUACGCUGCUUUAUUUCCGAUAGAUAUGUGCCUAGGAAUCUGCAAGGGGGGGUGGGGGUGUCUGAUUAGGACGAUCACUACAUUUUAAAUCGUGUCUUCGGGAAUCAAUCUUAUUGCUUUGUGCUUGGCAGAAUAUUAUUUUACAUUGACAUGUUAAUGCCUUUUUUUUUUUUUUUUUAAGAAAAUA